CUGGCUUGAAAAAAUAAAAUAAAAAAAAGUUGGUCGACUUGAAUAAGGUUUUCUCUUUCUCGCCGUUAGAACUUUUUAACCGCUCACAUUCCCAACAACACACCCACUACUAGGCAACGAACUUCCUCGGCCUUCUCCUUCAUCGAUGUUUUCUCAUAUUCUCAUACUCUCUCUAUAUCGGGAAACCGGCCCACGUAUCCUGGUCAAUUACAGUGUCCGUGUUGAGCUGCAAAGGCUUUCCCAUGGGCUACGGUUUGUGCUGGACACUGUAUCUCAUCACGUACCCAGCUCUUUCCUCCCUCCCUUGUUCAAACGCCGCAUCCAUACUCAGAUUCAUGUUCGUCCUCCCCCUCUUGCUCCCUAAGCCAGGCGCGGGGUUUAUUCUUUUUCCUCGCAGCAGUCACUAUUGACGUUUAGUCUUAAUGUUGGAGCGUCCAUGUGUAUUUUCCAUUCAAGCGACCCUUUCCGUGAUUCUCAUCAUCGCUCCAUCGUUGUCAGCAUUCCUUUCCUCUAAGUUUGGAAUGCCUCGAGUGAAGAAACUCACGCAGCAUUUAAGAAGAAUAGCGCAAAAACCCAAACCACCCCCGCCUAUUCUUGACCCAGUCUACCAAGAACAGCAGGAGGAGAACGUCAUUUAUGUGCCUGUGAAAGCGGGCUAUGAGAUACAGGAGUCAAGUCGCGAUAUUGAGGAAUGGAAUGCUGUUCUCGCGGAAUCGGACAGUGAUGGGCCUGCUGAAGACGACACUGAUGACGAGGAUUGGCAGGCAGUCAGAAGAACUCUCGGGAAUAACGAGGAAUGGGGUGAACUCCUUACGAGUAUGCGAUUGGCUGCUGCUUCAGUGAAGACGACAAAGCCUUGCGAUGGAACCACUCGACAAAACUUGCACCACCGAAAGAUGGUCCUCAAAAGGGCUGCAAUAGGCACCCCUCCCCUCUCUACAUUUGGGUUCACUGUGCCAACACUGACAGCUCCUCGCCGGAAGAGAGUUAUCCAGGAAGUAGAACCUUCAGGUAUGAUAACUGGAUAUUGUAUGCCUAUAAUAUGAAUUAUUAAUA
This is a messenger RNA of Gamsiella multidivaricata, 1056 nucleotides long. RefSeq lists its product as uncharacterized. Bases 423 to 1046 code for a protein of 207 amino acids. The transcript has a single exon. NCBI's taxonomy places the organism in Eukaryota, Fungi, Mortierellomycota, Mortierellomycetes, Mortierellales, Mortierellaceae. The record is from RefSeq and is a predicted model, not a curated record.